This is a messenger RNA of Arabidopsis thaliana (thale cress), 691 nucleotides long. RefSeq lists its product as uncharacterized. The transcript has a single exon. NCBI's taxonomy places the organism in Eukaryota, Viridiplantae, Streptophyta, Magnoliopsida, Brassicales, Brassicaceae. The record is from RefSeq and is marked reviewed. Bases 101 to 409 code for a protein of 102 amino acids.
GCUAGUUUCAUAAUUAUACAAAAACAUUAAUUUAACAAGAUAUGAGCUGUAAUCCUUUAUGUAAUCUGUUUUUAAAUAGCUCAAAAUAAGUAGGAGCAUCAUGCAGAUCGUAAGAGUUUUGGAGAUUAUGCGUCUUCAUGUUUCUAACAUGUCUAUGGUUCUCAUAACUACCUUCGUUAUCGUCAUUUUCUCGACCGUAAUGGCAAGACCUUCUAUCUCUACGAACAAAUCUCCAUCUCUAGAUUUAGAUCCUUCGUUUAGGGUGAAAUCCAAGAGCUUUUUACCAAAGUUGUAUGGCGAUUAUGGGUUUUGGAACCCAAGCCCGGUUUACGGAGGAGGUUUUCCUUAUCCCGGGCCAGUUCCUCAUGGCAGUCUAGGUCCAAUACAGAGACAUAAGAAGCCGAAAUGAAACCGGAAGAUAUGUUGGAUUGGAUGUUCUUCAACUUUGCUACUUACAGGUAAAACUUUUGACAUAUGGGUGUUGUAUAAAUAAGGUAGUGCUGAUUAAAGCUUGUGUAGGUACUUACUGCAUAUGAAUAAUGUCAUUGUUUAUGUUUUGUAGUAGAUACAAAUAGUUAUAUAUAUACACAUCUUGUUCCACUCUCUAGAUAAACCAUGUAUGUGUAGUAUAUAUAUAAUCUUUACAACAUUGGCAUGUAUUCAGUUAUGAGAAAAGAUUGAGUUCAUGAAA